This is a messenger RNA of Colias croceus (clouded yellow), 1978 nucleotides long. RefSeq names its product WW domain-containing oxidoreductase-like (gene Wwox). The transcript has 7 exons. Gene Ontology annotation, molecular function: protein binding. The coding region runs from base 319 to 1575 and encodes 418 amino acids. The record is from RefSeq and is a predicted model, not a curated record. Lineage: Eukaryota; Metazoa; Arthropoda; Insecta; Lepidoptera; Pieridae.
UGUUCAAAUUGUCAAAUGUCAAUAAACAUUAAACACAAAUUGCAAAUAAAAAGUUUUAUUGAAAAACUUGAUAUAAACAUAAUUUUUUAUAUUUUUAUCAAAACACAAUAUUGAUAGAUUUACACAUUUCUUGAUUUCUUCACAUUCAAACGAUUCAACGAUUUGUAAGUUGCUCACAGCUAGACGUCUGUUGUAAUUUUAUACUUACAAAUCGUAUGAGAAUAAAGACUUGACUUAUCUCGAGUAUUAUAAGAAACGACUUCCAAACUGCGUCAGCGUAUUCAGUAACAGUAAACAGGAAGCUACAGCUUGUACAUUAUGCAUCAUGUUAUGGAUUCAGACAGUGAAGACGAAUUGCCGCCAGGAUGGGAAGAGAAGUCGACCGACGAUGGAAAUGUUUAUUUUGUAAAUACAUGUACAACCAAAAUACAAUGGACACAUCCUCGAACUGGAAGAAAAAAAGUGAUAUCUAAAGAUUUACCUUUUGGUUGGUCCAAAACAAUUGAUGAAAAUGGAAAAACAUUGUAUGUUCAAGUUGAAACAGGAAAUAAAACCUACGUAGAUCCAAGAUUAGCUUUUGCUAAAGAAGAAAAGAAAUAUACAAAUGACUUUCGGCAAAGAUUUGAUGGUUCUUCAACAGCUUUUCAGGUGUUACAUGGGGUAGACUUGUCAGGCAAAUAUGCCUUAAUAACCGGAUGUAACAGUGGUAUUGGUUAUGAAACAGCAAAAUCACUAGCUAGGCAUGGCUGUAAUAUAUUAUUUGCCAAUAGAAACAUGGAUGCAACACAAAAAGCAAUCAAGCAGAUUGUUGAAGAAACUAACGCCUCUGAGGAUAAUUUGAAAGCAAUAGAGUUAGAUCUAGCUUCAUUGCAUAGUGUUAAGAAGUGUGCCUCUUCCGUGAAAGCUGUAUUUUCAGAUCAUUUGGAUAUGUUGAUAUUAAAUGCUGGUAUAUUUGGUGAUGCUUAUGAAGAAACUGUUGAUAAAAUAGACAAAACUCUACAAGUGAACCAUUUGAGUCAUCUAUAUUUAGCUUUAUUACUUGAGCCCUUACUGAAGCGCGGAUCAAGAGUCGUUUUUGUAUCAUCAGAAUCGCACAGGUUGGCGAGUUUAAAAAAUGUAUUUGUAAACCAGGAUCUCUCCUGCCCAAAGGAUUGGUUUAGUUCAAUGUUGGCAUACAAUAAUUCCAAAUUGUAUAAUGUUAUUACUGCUAAAGUUUUAAGUGAAGAAUGGACAAAUAAAGGAAUAUGUGUGAACUCCCUCCACCCCGGGAACAUGGUGUACACUAAUCUUUCAAAAAGCUGGUGGUUGUAUGGUGUCUUAUUUUAUAUAGUUCGUCCAUUCACUAAAUCUUUACAACAAGCAGCAGCCACCACAGUAUAUGUAGCUACUGCGUCUGAAUUAAUCGGCGUUACAGGACUCUACUUCAACAACUGCUUUUACUGCGAAGAGUCCGCUUUAGCCCGUGAUAAAGAAAUUUCAAAUGAAGUAUUCUCCUUAUCCCUAAAAUUGAUAAAGGAUAGAAUGGGAUUGGAUGAUAUUAAAAAAUAUUUUGAUAACUAUUGCACUAAAUCAUAGAAUAUAAUAUAUAAAAAUGGAAUCAAUCCCUAUUUCCCUUGGUCAAAAAGGGGUUAACCGAUUUCGAUAAUAUUUUUUUUAUACCUACUAUUCCUUGAAGUACGAGGAUGGUACUUAUGGAGAGAAAAACGUAAAUAUGUACCACGGGCGAAGCCGGGGCGGACCGCUAAGUGUUUCCGCGCAUUAGGCGGCCAGGUCGCUGCGACCAACUAAUCUUGAAAUAAAAGUAAGGGGGGGGGGGGGGUUAUAUUUAAAAUAAGUCUUAUUUUAUUCUUCAACGACAACUAACUACUCUAUAUUAUAUUUUUAUUAUUUUAUGGAAUUAAAUAUAAUUAAUGUAUCAUCACUCGAAACGAUGUCACUGUGGUAAAAAGGAAUAAAAAUCUUGGUUUUAUAUAUAAAA